This is a messenger RNA of Sphaeramia orbicularis (orbiculate cardinalfish), 4559 nucleotides long. RefSeq names its product prickle-like protein 2. The coding region runs from base 434 to 3451 and encodes 1005 amino acids. The record is from RefSeq and is a predicted model, not a curated record. The transcript is spliced from 9 exons. NCBI's taxonomy places the organism in Eukaryota, Metazoa, Chordata, Actinopteri, Kurtiformes, Apogonidae. Gene Ontology annotation, molecular function: zinc ion binding.
UGGCGUACCAGUAGAGCUCCCGCUGCAGGACUCUGCCGUUCCCUCCAGGAAUUCCAUCCUGGAAGCCAACAGAACAGAAAGGUGCUCAAAGCCUACACACUUUUUUUCUGUUUUUUUAACACUCAUAUACUUUUGUUUUAUUACAUUCCUAUUUUUCUUCUUGAAACUACAAGGCCAGUGGACUUGAGGCACAGACAUCCUUCUCCAGGGACCUGCAUUUGUAACAAUCCUGUAUGUCAGUCAGUCUGGCAAUUCAGUCGCAGACCUGCUCAUCCACUAUAUAUUUUUCAGGAGGAAGGCUCAACCAAACUCUGCAGCUAAGUGCUGCCACAGGUGGUCAGAAGGUUUAUUUCUGAAACACCGGUAAAAAGUAGUGUUUGUGGCAUUUUUUCAAUGUAAAAUAUAUUUUAUUUUAUCUUUUGCCCUGUGUCAGAUGAGCUUUGACUGGAAGUGGCCAUGUUUCACCUCCUGUUGCUUUACCAGUCAGUCCAGGGACACAACCACUCAUCUGUCCUUCAUUUUGGGCUCGAUGUGUAUUAGUUUUCUGUCACUGCUCCCCUCUAGCUCCCUAAAUGUAUUUCUGAUUGUGUUGUUCUUGAUGCCUGCCCGCUCGUCAGGCCAAGGAGAUCACAUAAGUGGGGGAGUUGUGGGAGUUAUUUUGGCUGCAGAGUCCUCCAGAGGACCAUCAGGGGAGAUCCAGUACCAAGGAGGGAAGCCUGUGUCCAUUUCACCGGUUUGUGUGGAGGAGCAUGUUGUGACAGCCAUGUCUUUGGAGAUGGAGAAGACCAUCACCAAGCUGAUGUACGACUUCCAGAGGAACUCCACCUCUGACGAUGACUCUGGGUGUGCACUAGAGGAAUAUGCCUGGGUUCCCCCCGGCCUCAGCCCUGAGCAGGUGCAUCAGUAUUAUAACUCUUUACCAGAAGAGAAGGUUCCCUAUAUAAACAGUCCUGGAGAGAAAUACCGCAUCAAACAACUGCUUCACCAGCUCCCGCCGCAUGACAAUGAGGUGCGUUACUGCAACGCGCUGGAUGAGGAAGAGAAGCGAGAACUAAAGCUUUUCAGCAACCAACGAAAGAAGGAUAACUUGGGCAGGGGGAGCGUGCGUCCUUUCCCCCUCACCAUCAAUGGGGCCAUCUGUGAUAAGUGUGGGGGUCAGAUAAACGGAGGGGACAUUGUGGUUUUUGCGGCAAGAGCGGGACAUGGAAAAUGUUGGCACCCUCAUUGCUUUGUCUGCUGCAUGUGUGAGGAGCUGCUGGUGGAUCUCAUCUACUUCUACCAAGAUGGCAAGGUCUACUGUGGCCGGCAUCAUGCCGAGAGACUGAAACCCCGCUGCUGUGCCUGUGAUGAGAUAAUCUUUGCUGAUGAAUGCACCGAGGCAGAGGGCAGGCACUGGCACAUGAAGCACUUCUGUUGCUAUGAGUGUGAGACCACCCUUGGCGGGCAGCGAUACAUCAUGAAGGAUGGACGGCCACAUUGCUGCAACUGCUUUGAAUCCCUUUAUGCAGAGUACUGCGAUGCAUGUGGGGAACACAUAGGUAUUGACCAGGGCCAGAUGACAUAUGAUGGGCAGCACUGGCAUGCAACGGAGGAAUGCUUCUGCUGCGCCCGCUGCAAACGCUCUCUGCUUGGCCGCCCCUUUCUGCCAAAGCAGGGCCAGAUCUUCUGCUCGAGGUCCUGCAGUGCUGGACAGGAUCCAGAUGAGUCAGACUCCUCAGACUCGGCUUUCCAGAGUGCACGCUCCCGUGAGUCUCGCCAUAGCACCAAGAUUGGGAAAAAGGAGCGUCGGAAUGCUGAGCAGGAGCGAAGGAGUGCAGAGGCUCGCCAGUCGGCUCCUCCACCUAUGCCUGACCGUCUGUCUGCAGAAAUUGAUCCCCUGUCUGUUCAGAUGGACCGCUUAAGCCUCUCAUCUAGCCAGACCCCGAGCAGGACACCUAAUCGCACACCCAGCCGUACUCCAAGCCGUGCCCCGAGCCUUAACCAAGUGUGGAUGAGCCGAGAUGACCCGUACGUCCCUGCUGCCUAUGAGGGACCCCAGAGGGAGCCCUCCCCCACCCAAGCACCUAUUCAUCUGUUGGGUCAGUGUAACCCCAGGCAGGGUUACAAUCCCAAUGCAAAUGCCCAUCCUCCAGCCCAGAGUACUGUUAAUCCAGGGAAGAGGCCUGACUCCUGGGGGAAAGAGCAAGGUAAUACCAAGAGGACCCCGAUGGCUGCCCUGAGGGGUCAUUCUUUUAAUGAAAACUGGAUUCAUCACAGCCAGGACGAGUUCAGGCCCAACAAGCUCCGCACACAGAUGAGCUUCAAUGAGAUGUCCAGCCAGAACCAGGGAUUCUCUGAUAAGAGGAGCAUCAGCCUGCAUGGAUUCCAGAGAGACGGCAGACCCCCACUCACCAGGAGGAACCCCAUCAACGCCAUGAGCUUCAAUGAGCCCCUCACUCCUUUAGAACAGACUCCACGAGGAUCCAUGGAUUCUCUUACCAUGUCCAAUGCCACAGGAAACUCUCUGGAUGGAGUCAGUAAGCGUCAAGAGCAUUUGUCUAGGUUCUCUAUGCCCGACCUGAGUAAGGACUCAGGCGUCAAUGUGUCUGAAAAGAGCAACAUGGGGACGCUCAGCUCUUCAGUCCAGUUCCACAGCACAGAGUCUCUGUCCUCCUCUCGCCCCUACAACAACAACAACAUGUACACUCCACUCAGAGUGGGCUACCCUUUGCAGUACUGGGAUGGCCCACAGCCACUGGGUUUUGACAGCAAAGGCCGUAUUGGUGUGAUGGGCAGCAGUGGGAACCUUCGGAUGGCUCCAAUGAGUGACAGAAUGCCACGCCGACGCAUCAACGCCCAGGAGUCUUUGUCGCAGCAACAGCAGCCCCAGCCAAGACGCCGCAAACACCAUCGUGGAAACCAUGGUAAUGGGCAGCAUCGUAGCGGACGUCACCACAAACGCUCUCGCCGCUCCCGCUCUGACAAUGCCCUGCAUCUGGUGGCAGAUCGGCCCGCUCAGAUGGUGGAGCUGCCCUAUCGGCGCGUACAGGAGGAUUAUGACCGUUUUCCCUCUGGUCAUGCUGCUCGGGAGUUGUUUGGUGUGGAUCCAGGUGGAUACAGGCAGCAGCCCCAUCGGCCUUGUCCCCGCACCACCUCUGAUCUCACCUUACAGAAUGCUGGUUGGCAACCUGUGGGUCUAGGCGGGCCAUGCUGGGGAGACGGGUACAUGGAGGCUGCUGACCCCUGGUGCUCCAGCUGCUCCUCUUCCUCUGAGUCUGAGGAAGAUGAGGGUUAUUUCCUGGGUGAACCUAUCCCUCGGCCUGUGCAGCUGUGUUACAUCAACAAUGAGGAGCUGCGCCAUCGCUACAGCCCCUCUGGGAUUGGUGCCCAUCACGGACCUCUGCAUGGACCGAUUCAUGGCCAGCUGCACACUCGCCAGAGGAGGAAGAGCAAAAACUGCAUAAUUUCCUAGAUAUAGAGCAAAGAGAUGGGGAGGGAUGAGCAGGAGAGUGAAAAAGAUGGAGAGGUAAGGAGAUGGUGAGCAACAGAGAGGAUGAACAGAGGGAGUGGGAAGGUGAGAGUGAGACAGUGAGAGUAAAUGGAGUGUUAGUGUAUGAGUGUGUGUGUGUUGUGGGGUUGAAGAGAGAAAAGGCCUAUUUUUUGUGCUUGUGAGCUUACACAACUCUACACUGGGUAGUGUUUGUGUACACCUACACAGGAUGAUCUAAUCAUAAGAGGAAGCUCAGCUGGCUUACACAACAGAAAUGUUUACAGUGAUGGAGAUCAAAUCCACUGAUGGUAACUGGAAGCAUUGAUGAAUCUGACUACUAAAUAUACUGAUGUGUGAUGUAUGUGUGUGUGUCCAUGUUACGAAGGGACUGAACAACCACUUCACUUUCUGAAAGGGAAAUCCAACUGGUCCAACUGCAGUGAUCUGACUGUUCAUGUCAUGGCUCAGUGAUCCAGUCUCUGGGCGGUCAAACUUAUUCUAUGUGGACAAAGCAGAAAUUGUGUUGGGAUAGUGAAAGCUACGUGCUAGAUUCCAAGCUAUGUCAUUGUUUACCUCAGUGGAAUCCAAAUGCUGCUGGAAUAUAGUGUUGGCUCGCUAGCCCUGUUAUCACCUUGUACAAAUAGUCUGUUGAAUCUUGUGCUCUACAUAGCCGGCUCUCCAUGCUUUAACAAGGACAGAGCGCUGGACGGCCUCUGCUCCUUGACCAUUCAGGCACAGUAACGUCAGGUAUGGUCCCGUUUUCUCUUCUGCAACAUGCUUUGUUUUUUGAAAGUUAGCUAUAGAUGAUUAAGAAUAAUAAUAAUGCUAACAAUAAUAAGUAUAAUAAUGCCAAUAAUGAUUAUAAUAAUAUUAAGAAAUAAUACCUGUUAAAUGUAUAUAUAGUAAUAAACUUAUUAAAAUAAUGGAUGUAGUAAUGUAAAUGGUAUGUACAUAUGGUCUUAAAUAUUUAUAUAUUUUGUAACUAAAGAAUCAUUAUUUGUAUAACAUGAUGUCAAGAUAGGGAGGCUUGCAUGUCAAUUUGUUGUUGUUGUCUCAUACUGAAAAUAAAGUGUACUUCAAUGAACAGCCA